AAAAAAAACUUAUACAGAAAUUUGAGUUUGAAAUGAAACGAUACAGAAAUAACAACCAAGGCCGUAGAAACGGCAGAUUUGCCCCCAAACUACCACAAUAUAAGACAGUAUAUAUUGAAUUCAAAACUGCAGCAGGUGCUAAAUACUUAAUGGACAAAGGAUGGUCCUUAGAUAUUGAAGAUUUUAACAUUAGAAUCUUACCAACUAACAAUAAUCACGAGGCUUACUUAAAACGUACGUCAAAAGGAUAUAAAAUAACUGGUCUUCCUAAUAAUACGAACGUAAAAGAUAUGACUAAAAUAAUAACCCUCAUAAAUGGAGAAACUUGUUCAAUUCCCAAAGCCAAGACUAGAUUUUGUUCUAAAAUAGCAUACGUCAUGGUUGAUCCCAAAAAUUUUGAAGAUAAAAUUAAAAAAAUCACCGCAUUCAAUACAUCAUUAUAUAUUAUUCCACUUGAUAAUAACGUUAAAACUUGUAUACAAUGUGGCUCACCUGAACACAUGAUACAAGAAUGCAACUCUGAACAUACUAAUUCGCCUAAUGGACAAAAAUUCUUCAAACCCAUCAAUAUCCCUCGUAACACUGCAAAAAUAGUGGUUAGUAAAAGCAUAUCAGAAAAUUAUGGAUCUCUUAUGAAGAUCAAUGAAGAUUUCAAUAGACAAAAAAUUUCAAAAACAUCAACCAAACCUAAUCAACCAACCAAUAGAAACUCAAACCAACAACAACAAUGGGCCCAACGCCAAAUGAUUUAUAACAAUCAACCAAUUUCUCCUACACGCCCUAGACAGAAUAUCAACAAUCAACCAAAUAAUAAUAACAAUAACAACGAUUGUAACUCAACUCAAAUUUCUAUCGAUAUUGCUACCUUAAAUGACAAAAUGAAAUGGGCUGAAAAAAUGAUUAAAGAUUUAGAAAAACAGGUAGACGAUCAAAAAAAAGAAAUUGAACAACUUAAAGUAUUUGCGAAAGAAGUCUCCGCACACAAUAAUUACGUUAAAGAAUCCAUGGAUAAAAUGGUUAAUUUCCAACAGACUAUGUCUGAAAGAGAUAUUGUUAAAGACGCUCAACUCAAAGAAAUUUUAAAUGCAGUCAAAGGACAAUCACACCAUCAACCUCAAGAAUAUCAUCACCAAGAAGAGCAGUUACAAAUACAAUACAUCCCUGAACAAAAUCUGAAUCCUCAAAUGCAAUCGAACCAACCAAGACGAAAUUCCAAAGAAGGAAGAAUUUCGCCAUCAUACCAACAAUACAAUACGCCACAACACAAAAUAUACCAGUUCAAUAACUACAAUCAAGAACAUCAUGAAAUGAUUAAUAGCGAAUAUUAUAACGCUAAUUCACAACCGAAUGAAGGAUGGGACGAAAAUUAUGGUAGUUCAUCAUCCUUACAUACACCUUCUUCUGCAUCUUAUAAUAAUGAAACUGAAGAUAUAUCACAAGAAGAGCGUUUAAGUCAAUACGGCAACGAAUACAAUAACCACGAUCAAGAAAAUGACGUUUCAUCACAAGAACAAAGCAAAGGAUUUACAGGAUAUAUAAAAUCCCUUGUCCGUUAAAUUCCAUUCAGUACAAGUAUAUAUCUCUCAAACUAUCAGGGUGGACUAAUGAUGGACAACAAUAUUAAUAAUACCGAUCAGCCUCUAAACCUGAUCACUGAUUCAAAUUCUUUAUUUUCUUUAUCUCCUUCUCUUACUUAUUCUCAAAAUAAUUCACAAAAUCUAAAAAACUACAAAAAAAAUUAUUAUAAUAAUUAUAAAAAUCAAAAAAAUAAUUCUUCUUAUUUUUCUUCUUUUAAUUCACAUUCGCACAUUAAUUUUGCAACUUUAA
Molecule: messenger RNA, 1827 nt
Organism: Rhizophagus irregularis DAOM 181602=DAOM 197198
Lineage: Eukaryota; Fungi; Glomeromycota; Glomeromycetes; Glomerales; Glomeraceae
Source: RefSeq, a predicted model, not a curated record